GCGGCGCGUGGCGCGUCUUGCCGGCGGCUCCGCCUCCUGCUGCACGGACCGGCGGCGCUGCGGCGGGCGGUGAGCCGGGAGCGAGCCGGGAGCGAACCAGGUUUGUGGAAAACCUAGAUUUCCAACAUGAAUAAAGAUGCCCAGAUGAGAGCAACCAUUAACCAAAAGCUAAUAGAAACAGGAGAGCGAGAACGCCUUAAAGAGUUGCUGAGAGCCAAGUUAAUUGAAUGUGGCUGGAAGGAUCAGUUGAAGGCACAUUGCAAAGAUGUCAUUAAAGAAAAAGGAUUAGAACAUGUUACUGUUGAUGAUUUGGUGGCAGAAAUCACUCCCAAAGGCAGAGCUUUGGUACCAGACAGUGUAAAGAAAGAACUCUUGCAAAGAAUAAGAACCUUCCUUGCUCAGCAUGCCAGUCUUUAACUUUGACAUUCAUCUGGGGUACAGUGUUUCUGCAUUACAUCAGUCAUGUCAGGAUUGGAAUGCAGUUUACAUACUUAAGGAUGGAAAAUCAUUACUUUUUCUUUGCACUGCAUUGAUUUCUUAAACUUGGUGUUAUUUUAAUAAAAAAUUUUGUGGA
This is a messenger RNA of Corvus hawaiiensis (hawaiian crow), 574 nucleotides long. It is a transcript of the gene ENY2, whose product is annotated as ENY2 transcription and export complex 2 subunit. The transcript is spliced from 5 exons. Lineage: Eukaryota; Metazoa; Chordata; Aves; Passeriformes; Corvidae. Gene Ontology annotation, biological process: regulation of transcription by RNA polymerase II; poly(A)+ mRNA export from nucleus; positive regulation of DNA-templated transcription. Gene Ontology annotation, molecular function: transcription coactivator activity; chromatin binding. Gene Ontology annotation, cellular component: nuclear pore; DUBm complex; SAGA complex. The record is from RefSeq and is a predicted model, not a curated record. The coding region runs from base 127 to 417 and encodes 96 amino acids.